This is a messenger RNA of Schistosoma haematobium, 2456 nucleotides long. RefSeq lists its product as uncharacterized. The transcript has a single exon. NCBI's taxonomy places the organism in Eukaryota, Metazoa, Platyhelminthes, Trematoda, Strigeidida, Schistosomatidae. Bases 251 to 685 code for a protein of 144 amino acids. The record is from RefSeq and is a predicted model, not a curated record.
CCGCAGUGAAUUUAACUGCUCAAGGUCGUCGGGGCGACGCAGCGAAUCCCAACCACAAGUUGACGUUUGCUGUCCACGCCUUUGGUUUUCAAAUGCUUGAAAUGCUACAGGUACGACCUACGUCGUCCUUAUAAAAGACCCAUUUUAGCGCUUCAGACUUUUAAAAGUUCUCCCCAGAUUAGUGCAUACCUAUGUACAUCCAAUUCAAACGAUUACAAAUAAACAACAAUUGAUAAGCUCACAUAACAUAAUGAAUUUCCAACCCAAGUCUGCUGAUACUAAGUUUAUCCUUCCUGACUCUGUCAAACUAGUCAAUCACGGCAUAAGUGAAUUUAAAACACCUAUUGUGAACACUAUCGUAUUGAGCCAAUCCAUUACAUUGCCAUCUCUACCAAAUGCUAUUCCCAUCAAAUUAAAAAAUGAUAUCAAAAUUCGCAGGCGAAAAAUGAAGAGACAUCAGAAGAAAAGGCUACAUAAGCGUCAUGCUGUGUUGAUACGAAAGGAACAGAUGAUGCGUGAAAAAAAAGAGGAAAGCAAAUUACAACAGUUGCUUGAAUUUUGGAAGAUCCGUUCAGAAUCAUGGGACCCGGUCGAUAAGGUGAAAAAUCGAUUGCAUUUAGCGAGAAGGUCCGGUUAUUACGUAGAUAUACUUAAUACUAAAGGCAGUCCAUUUUCUAAAGAAUAAAUGUUUAGUACUAAAUCUUACUUUCUUGAUUCCCCAUAUGUUUACGUGAAUAAAUUGUAAAAAUCUACGUUUUAGGAACCAGAAGGUCGGCUACAUACCAAAGAUUUAUCGAAUCCUAUACAUGCGUCGAAAUGCGGUCAAGAAGCGUUGCAGGAUAUGUUAAGCGGGUUGAGAGACUUAAUGUUGCUGUUCUACGCGUGCAUGGAUCCUAAAACCCGAGGAGUCAGUACUCACCAAGCAUCUAUCGCUGGACCACAAUGCGUCGAAACGUUGCAGCACAUGCAAAGCAACAAAGAACUUCUUCAACAGGUAUUACUGUCAAAUAAUUUUAGAUGUUAGCUUAUAAGGGUCCCAUUUACGUUUUCUGUACUGUUACUAGUGACGGUGGAAUUUUUGUCAGGUGGACCGUUGUAUAUGAUGGCUAGUGUUGUAGCUUUGAAGCACUAACAAACCAAGUAGUUUAGAAGAAUUAAGUGGAUCACCACCGGUUGUUGUCUUAGGCUAAAUAAUUGCAAAGAUAUGCCACUGGUUACAGUGUUCGACUCAUAGAGUGGGUUAACCUCGUAUAGCUGUCAUACACAUGACUUGUUGUCUCAUCCUACUUGUGGUAAAAAUGCCUGCUCCAGAAUGUAUUCGAAUACUCUUUUUCAGCUGUUUAGGGAAUAAUUAUAAGUAUUUGGAUUUAAGAUAAGCGGCCCUCAUUUCAAGUUACAGUGUACAGUAGUGCAUGCUAUCCGCCAAAUGUUAUGUGGAACACCAACCCAUCAAAUACUAAUAUAUGCGUAGCUCCGACAGAAUGAUGCAUUAAAAUCACAAUUCCAUUCAGACUGUCUGUAAUAACGGUAUAACCAACCUUUACUUCUAGCUAAUUUAACAUCUUAUGAAAGAUGUCGGAUACUUGGAGAGCUUUAGAGUCGUUUUGAUUCAACUUUUUAGUGUAGAUACUAAAUUUCAGUAGAGGCACUUUUUUGUCCAUUACGGACUUAUUGGACUUCAUUUCAUCGAAAAUUUGUUUCACUUUCAUUCUAUAUUCUAUGCCAAUAUGCAUCGAGUUGUGGGAACUAACCAGUUCGUAGACCCUAUCUGUACAAGCAAUGUAAACAUCAACCCUCGUAUUGAACAUACUCCCACUGCAUACAAUCCACUAUACGCUUUAUACGAAUAUUCAUCAAUAUUAGAACGGAUAGUUCGACAAAAAUUGGGCGCCGGGUAUAGAGAAGUCAUAUGUGGAAAAAAUAUAUUUAAAAUAAUCUCAGCGAUCGAAAUUUAAAUGAGCUUUGUUCCUUUAGAUUAGCAAUUCACAAAUCAGUGUGGAGAUUUGAUCGCUCAUGUUCUUUAUUCAAAAGUCAGUAUAGACAAGUACGAAACCACUCCAUACGUUGAGCUUUGCAUUGCUUAUUUCGUAAAAUGUAACUUGUGUACAUGGAUCAACGUGAUCCAUCCCCCAUUCUAUUUUAGGCCUUUCAUGUAGUAAAAGAAAGCUGUGACCGCUUACUUCCUGCUGACGUUUCUGAUCUUGUCCCCUAUGUGGAUACCCCGAUAAUGAACAGAGAACCAAGUCUUGAAUUAAAGCAACUAAUUAUAGCUCGUGAAAAAGUAAUCAAAAGGUUGCUAACAGUAACAGAAGAACUCGAAAAACUACGUCGCAUUUUAACAAAGACAGUGUGGGAACUCAAUGACCUUACUGACCCAAAUGUUCAGAAAUUUUGACUACUAUUUUGUCUAGCAUUUGUAUUUUGCUUAUCUGAGACAGACAAAUAAAUGCAAGUUG